Molecule: messenger RNA, 1511 nt
Organism: Solanum verrucosum
Lineage: Eukaryota; Viridiplantae; Streptophyta; Magnoliopsida; Solanales; Solanaceae
Product: equilibrative nucleotide transporter 3-like
Exons: 9
Coding region: 56-1321 (421 amino acids)
Biological process (GO): nucleoside transmembrane transport
Cellular component (GO): plasma membrane
Molecular function (GO): nucleoside transmembrane transporter activity
Source: RefSeq, a predicted model, not a curated record
UUUGUGUGGUGAACUCUGUUUUGGCAAAUUUCUUUCUUAAGAUAAUUAAACAGCCAUGACUAUUGAUGAUUCAAGCAUAAUUUCAACUCCAACCAGGCUAGAGGGAAAAUAUAGUGGAAUGGUGGUAUGUUGGAUUCUUGGACUUGGGUCACUUGUUUCUUGGAAUAGUAUGCUAACAAUUGGUGAUUAUUAUUAUCAACUUUUUCCUAAAUACCAUCCUUCAAGGGUGCUUACCCUCGUUUAUCAGCCGUUUGCACUCGCGACAAUGGCAAUUCUUGUAUAUAAUGAGGCAAGAAUCAAUACAAGAAAGCGCAACCUAACUGGAUUCACUCUUUUCUUCUUAAGCACAUUUGCGCUCCUAGUGUUGGAUUUGGCUACAUCAGGAGCUGGCGGUCUUGGAAAUUACAUUGGUAUAUGUGCUAUAGUCGCGGCUUUUGGAGUUGCUGAUGCUUUUGUUGAAGGUGGAAUGGUAGGAGAUUUAUCCUUCAUGUGCCCUGAAUUCAUCCAAUCAUACUUAGCCGGUCUGGCUGCGUCUGGGGCUCUCACCUCGGCUUUAAGGCUAGUGACUAAAGCAGCUUUUGAAAGGGCUAGUAAUGGUCUUCGCAAAGGAGUUAUGUUGUUUCUAGCUAUCUCCACAUUCUUUGAAUUUCUAUGCAUUCUUCUAUACGCUUUCGUCUUUCCUAAGCUACCAAUCGUUAAGUACUACCGCACAAAGGCAGCAGCAGAGGGAUCAAAAACUGUUGCAGCAGACUUAGCUGCAGCAGGUAUCCAAACUGAAGCAACCGAAAGAGUUGAUGCUAACGCUAAACAAUUGGAGCGCCUGAGCAACAAACAGCUGUUCUUUCAGAACAUCGAUUACUUAUUGGAUUUGUUCUUGAUUUAUGUCCUGACUUUGUCAAUUUUCCCUGGAUUCUUGUACGAGAAUACUGGUUCACACAAAUUAGGUUCAUGGUAUGCUUUAGUCUUGAUAGCAGUUUACAACAUGUUCGAUUUGAUAGCAAGAUACAUUCCAUUGAUCGAGAAAAUCAAGUUGAAAUCACGAAAGGGCCUAAUGAUCGCAACACUAUCUCGUUUCUUGUUCAUUCCUUGUUUCUACUUCACUGCAAAAUACGGUGAUCAAGGCUGGAUGAUAAUGCUCGUGUCCUUCCUCGGACUCACCAAUGGUUAUCUCACCGUUUGUGUCCUCACAGUUGCUCCUCAGGGAUACAAGGGUCCUGAGCAAAAUGCAUUGGGCAACUUGCUAGUGUUAUGUCUACUUGCUGGACUAUUCUCUGGUGUUGCACUGGAUUGGUUGUGGAUUAUUGGUAAUGGAAAAUUCUAACAACACAUUGAUGUGUACAUAGGUAUCGUUAACGACAUUAUACAAAAUGUUAGAAUCUCUUUUUCGACUCUCCAUGAGUCUCCAGCAUAAUAGGUGUGAGUUCAAUUUUCAAGGUAUCAUUUUCGGCUUCUCCUUCUGUAUUUCCUAUGUAAGAGUGUUUUUUUUUAGGAGAAAAGAAUUUCUAGGGUCA